UUCUAUUCGGCGCAAAUCAUUCGCGACAAUGGUUGAAAAAGUUCUCGACGACAUCUCCCACCGCAGAUACAACCCUCUGCGCGGGUCUUCUAUCUUGGUCUCGCCUCACCGGACCAAGCGUCCCUGGCACUAAUAUCAACUUGCUGUCCAGGGGUCAGCAGGAGAGCCCGUCUAAGACCACGUUGCCCUCGUAUGAUCCUGCCUGCUAUCUCUGCCCGGGCAACAAGCGCGCUCAGGGUGAUUCCAACCCUAAGUAUGACAAAACGUUUGUCUUCGUGAACGAUUACAGCGCAGUCAAAGAGGAGCAGGCUCCGUAUACUCCGGAAAGCACCGAAGGUAUAGUCUGAAACAAGCCAUGCACACAGCGGACCAACCCCUUACUCAUAGCUUUCUGCCUACAGAAGCGGAGUCCUUCUUCCUCAAGGCGGAGCCGGUCACCGGAAAAUGCUACGUGCUCACCUUCUCGGCGGCACACAACCUGACCCUGGCGGACCUGUCGCCCGCGGAGAUCGUGCCCGUCAUCGACGCCUGGACCCAGCUGUACACGGCGCACCUGUCGCCCAAGUCCCCGCUAGCGGCGGUGGCGCCGGCGACCACGCUGCCGCCCGACGCGCCGACGGCCAGCCCGGCGGCGGCCAAGGAGCAGUACCGGUACAUGCAGAUCUUCGAGAACAAGGGCGCGGCGAUGGGGUGCUCGAACCCGCACCCGCACGGGCAGGUGUGGACGACCAGCUCGCUGCCCGAGGAGCCCGCCAUGGAGCUGGAGCAGCUGCAGAAGUACCGCCGCGAGCACGGCGGCAAGCACAUGCUGGAGGACUACGCCGCGCUGGAGAGCCGCAAGCAGGAGCGCGUGGUGUUCGAGAACGCCAGCUUCCUCGUCGUGUGCCCCUGGUGGGCCGUCUGGCCCUUCGAGACGAUGGUCGUCAGCAAGACGCACAAGCGCGCCCUGGUCGAUUUGAACGAGGCCGAGAAGGCCCACCUGGCCGAGGCCAUCGCCGAGGUCACCCGCCGCUACGACAACCUGUUCGAGACGCACUUCCCCUACAGCAUGGGCAUCCACCAGGCGCCGCUGGAGGGCACCGAGGAGGAGGUCGAGGCCUCGUAUCUCCACCUGCACUUCUAUCCUCCGUUGCUGCGCAGCGCGACCGUCCGCAAGUUCUUGGUGGGAUACGAGAUGUUGGGCGAGCCUCAGCGUGAUAUCACCCCGGAGCAGGCGGCUGCUAGACUCCGUGGCUGCGGAGGAGAACUGUACCGCAAGAAGAUGGAUGCCUAGGUUGUAGAUGUAGGGUUCUGAUGAUAGUGCACAUACAUUCGAUAAUAGCUGUACAUUCUGUGUUGCUUACCCUCGAGCUUCUACCUUUUUUUCGUUUAUUGUCUUCUGCCUCAAUUUUACUGAUUUCGAGUAGAGAAAUCACUCUCAUGACAAAUCGUGUUAAGUAAAUCAACGGAUCUGCUAUUUCAGGAUUGUGGAGGUACGCGAUCGAUCGAUCCGGAGAUGCAGAUAUAUAUAAGUGGAG
This is a messenger RNA of Aspergillus brunneoviolaceus CBS 621.78, 1517 nucleotides long. RefSeq names its product UDP-glucose:hexose-1-phosphate uridylyltransferase. Bases 356 to 1273 code for a protein of 305 amino acids. The record is from RefSeq and is a predicted model, not a curated record. Gene Ontology annotation, cellular component: cytoplasm. The transcript has 3 exons. Gene Ontology annotation, molecular function: zinc ion binding; UDP-glucose:hexose-1-phosphate uridylyltransferase activity. Gene Ontology annotation, biological process: beta-D-galactose catabolic process via UDP-galactose, Leloir pathway. Lineage: Eukaryota; Fungi; Ascomycota; Eurotiomycetes; Eurotiales; Aspergillaceae.